CCGAGCGCGCCCGAAGCGGAGCCGAGCGGGCGCGAUGGCGGCGACGCCGCCGCCCAAGCCCUGGGAGUCCCGGCGCCUGGCGGGCACCGCGCCCGCCUUCCAGUCUGCUGACUUGGGUGACAACAUGCUGACCAGACCCGGACAACCUGCCGUGGCACGGAUACCUCCACCCGUUUUGCCAAGGCCAUCCCAGCAAACAGGAAGCAGCAGUCUGAGCACCUUCAGGCCAGCUUAUAGUGGUUCUUUCUCUCCAGGCUAUGGUUCAUAUGGGACCUCUUUCUAUGGAAGCUACAGCCCUUACAGCUACGGAUACGGUGGGCUGGGGUAUAACCGGUUCUGUGCCGAUGGCCUUCCCCCCAGCAGGUUUGUGCAGCAGGCUGAGGAGAGCAGCAGGGGGGCUUUCCAGUCCAUCGAGAGCAUCGUGCAUGCCUUUGCCUCGGUCAGCAUGAUGAUGGAUGCCACCUUCUCAGCUGUCUACAACAGCUUCAGGGCUGUGCUGGACGUGGCCAACCACUUCUCCCGCCUCAAAAUCCACUUCACCAAGGUGUUUUCGGCUUUUGCUUUGGUGAGAACUAUAAGGUACCUCUACCAACGGCUGCAGCGGCUGCUGGGGCUGAGGAACAGCUCUGAGAACGAGGAUUUGUGGGCUGAGAGUGAGGGCAAAGUGGCUCGUGUCGGCCUUGAAGACAAGAUGGGAAACUCUGCAAAGUCCUGGCCCAUUUUCCUGUUCUUUGCUGUUAUAAUGGGAGGGCCCUACCUGAUUUGGAAGCUGCUUUCUACAUACAGUGAUGAAGAAACAGUGUCCAGUAACUGGGCUAGUGGAGAAGAUGACCACGUAGUUGGAAGAGCAGAAUAUGAUUUCAAUGCUCUCUCAGAAGAAGAAAUUUCUUUCCGUGCUGGUGACAUGCUAAAAUUAGCACCCAAAGAACAACAACCCAAAAUCCGUGGUUGGCUCCUGGCCAGUUAUGAUGGCCAAACAACAGGACUUGUACCAGCUAAUUACAUCAAAAUCCUGGGCAAAAGAAGAGGUAGGAGAACGGUGGACCUGGAAAAGAUUCCUGAGCAACGUCCAGCCUUUCCCAGCACACCCGGUAGAGGAGCCACUGCUGCUGUGACUUUGGAGGAGCAGGAAGCUGCUUUUGAAACUGUUUUUGCUGGCAGUAGUAAAGUUCCCGUUGCAUCCGACUCCGCUGUGGGCAGUGGAGAGAAACAGGAACUCUGAUGCACUUUGAUCAACAAAGCAACCGAACUGUGCUUUGCUGAUGCAACUUUAGGGACUGCUGGAAAUGUGGUUUGUAGUGGAACACUGAUGGGCACCAGUGAUUGCUGCUACUGACUGGUGAAGGGGUGGAGAAGUGAUUGCUCCAAUCUGUACUAUUUAUUUUUGACUCAUCUGAGGCUGUACAUUAGUGAUUCUGUCCAACCACCUGGCAGCAACUCCUGAGAGCUUGAGAUAAGGAGAGUGGAGGCAUUUACAACAAAGCAAACAAAGGAAAACAAUAGGGACUGCCCUGUUAAAGAGACAAACUGUUGGUGAAAUGGGGGAUUAACACUCAGUCCCCAUUAGAGUGUUGGCUUGACAGGAGGCCUCUUCAAUGGAUGUGCAAAGGGAAGAUUGAUUUCUGUGAGGUGUCCUCCAAAACUGCACACUGAGGGCCGUGCAAAAGUAAUGGCACAUUGUUUCCCUCUGGAAGGUGGGAGAGCUGCAGGAGAUUCAGGAGACCCAAUUGAAUGGUUACAAGUUUUGAGUUGGUUUUCUUAAGUAGGGCUCUGUCAUAAAGAGUUGAGCUCUUAGAAAAAAGGGAUUUGUGAGGAAGGGAGGAGAAACAAGAGUUUACAGGGGAAGAGCAGUGAGGCUUCGCAGGUAGUUCUAAGCAGUUCUAUUUUGUUUAUUAAAAGGAAUUUGAAUAAAGGGUGUUCUGCAGUCAGGCACUUAUUAGUUGUCCCUCCCUUCUGUGGUAAACUAACUUUGCAUCACACUUGGCCAUUUUGUGUUGUAGCCUGUUAGCUGCCCAUCCAUAGUCCACCACCCCCAUCUCCACUUAUUUCUGCUCUUUAUUGGUUUUAUAUGAAUGUCAAAAUACCUCUCCUGCCUUUCAGUGCAGAAGGAAAGCAUUGCUUUGGGGGAAGUUGAAAGGAAUUGGAGCAGCAAAGGAAAAGUAACAUUUCUUGCUUAAUUAUCUCGGCAAAGGAAGGUCUUGGAGUUGGACAAACUCCCUGUGCUGCCUUUCAGGUGGUAAAUUUUGCAUCUGCCCAUAACAUUUGAGGGCUCCAGUUUAUCAAAAGCCAUAAAAAUAUUCAGACUGUUCAGAGUAUUUAGUAUUUUCUUCAUAUUGGUGUUUGAGAAUUCUGUCCUGAAAUACCGUUCUGGUUUUUUUUUUUUUUUUUUUGUUAAAUGAAGCAAAGAUAAUUAAAACCUUUUUCCUCGUAGUAUGGAUGUAUUACAUGUUGGACUUCUGAAGGUCACAUCAAUGGAUUAAAUAACUCCAGUUUGUCUUAAUCAUUAAAAUAGCUUUUUUAGUUUAAAGGUUCUCAAAAGUAUAAGUAGGGAACAUACCUUUGAGUAGUUCCAGUUUGACCUACUGAGAUCUUCAACACCCAUUAUGUGUUAGCAAAGCUUUCAGUAUUUGUAUUUUGAUUGCAUUUGCUGGCCUUGAGUUUGUAGAAGUCUGUUCACCACAACAAAACUCUGAAGUGAGCACAAUUUUCACGAGGUAGAGUGGCUGAAAAGACAGAUAUCAUGCUGGAACCUUGGAUUUUUAAAGUAAUCUCUGAAUACCUGUUGUUGAUAGAGCGAGAAUUUUAAGUGGUUGUGCUCAGGUAUUGGGAGAUGGUGAUUCGAAUAAUUUAUACUAAAUUUUUAGAUUUUUCAAGUGCAGAGUAGUUAAAGGGCAAGUGAGAAACUUGGAACUGGUUUUAAUAGGCCUAAAACAGAACAUGGUCCUGAGAUGUUUCCCUAUGUACCAGGGCAUAGAAGAAAAUUAUCUCUAUUUGGAAAUCCUAUCUGUUGUUGCAAUGAAAACAGCAGAAAAAAUUCUGAAAUGUAAAAUCUAGAGAGGAAAAAGGGGGGGAAGGAGUAGAAAGAGUUCAGUUCUGUUUGCAGUGUGUAUCCCUGGAGGGAAUUAAUUUGCUGUAUGAGGUUUAAUUAAUGGACUGUCAGCCUCUCUUGUGUCAGUGAAAGAUUUCAUUCAGAGGAAGGGUCUUUAAAUAAAUUAAUAAAUAAACCCCUAACGUUUUUAUU
Lepidothrix coronata (blue-crowned manakin) is the source of this 3241-nucleotide messenger RNA. It is a transcript of the gene PEX13, whose product is annotated as peroxisomal biogenesis factor 13. The record is from RefSeq and is a predicted model, not a curated record. The coding region runs from base 35 to 1222 and encodes 395 amino acids. NCBI's taxonomy places the organism in Eukaryota, Metazoa, Chordata, Aves, Passeriformes, Pipridae. The transcript is spliced from 4 exons. Gene Ontology annotation, biological process: protein import into peroxisome matrix, docking. Gene Ontology annotation, cellular component: peroxisomal importomer complex; peroxisome; peroxisomal membrane. Gene Ontology annotation, molecular function: protein binding.